Molecule: messenger RNA, 240 nt
Organism: Chironomus riparius
Lineage: Eukaryota; Metazoa; Arthropoda; Insecta; Diptera; Chironomidae
Source: the annotation of a GenBank genome assembly
AUGGUUCCAACAUUUUACUAUGGACCACUACCAGUCAUUAUUUUCACAGGAGUCUUGAUAAUGGGUGUGCUGUUUUAUAAAAUAUUAAUGAGAAGCCUAGCCAGUAGAAGCGAAAGACACCAUGCAAAUGUCGACCUACCUUCAUACCAAGAAGUCAGUGAUGCCAAUCUACCAACUUACGAAGAAGUAACGCGAUGCUCAAGAUCAACAAGUUGUCAUAUUGAGAAAGAGCGGUACUAG